Messenger RNA from Poecile atricapillus (Black-capped chickadee), 1925 nucleotides. It is a transcript of the gene FSTL3, whose product is annotated as follistatin like 3. NCBI's taxonomy places the organism in Eukaryota, Metazoa, Chordata, Aves, Passeriformes, Paridae. The record is from RefSeq and is a predicted model, not a curated record. Gene Ontology annotation, biological process: multicellular organism development; cell differentiation; negative regulation of activin receptor signaling pathway. The coding region runs from base 69 to 809 and encodes 246 amino acids. Gene Ontology annotation, molecular function: protein binding; activin binding. The transcript is spliced from 5 exons.
GCCGCCUCACAGCAACAGGUCACCGGAGCGCCCCGGCCCGUCCCGGCCCGUCCCCGCCCGGCCCGGCCAUGCCGCUGCGGCUGCUGCUCUGCCUGCUGGCGCUCUGCAGCCCCGCCGCCGCGCACGGUGGAAUCUGCUGGCUGCAACAGGGGAAGGAGGCCAAGUGCACCAUGAUCCUGAAGACAGGCGUGACGUGGGAGGAAUGCUGUGCCAACGGCAACGUGGAUGUGGCCUGGUCUAACUACACCUACCCAGGCAACAAGAUCAGCCUGCUGGGCUUCCUGGGGCUGGUGACCUGCCACCCCUGCAAAGAGAGCUGCGAGGGGGUGGUGUGCGGCCCCGACAAGGUGUGCAAGAUGAAGCACGGCCGUCCCCAGUGUGCCUGUGCCCCCGACUGCUCCAGCCUGCCCCGCAAGCUGCAGGUCUGUGGCUCCGAUGGCUACACCUACCGGGACGAGUGUGACCUGCUGACGGCCAAGUGCAGAGACCACCCCGACCUCGAAGUGAUGUACCAGGGCAAAUGCAAAAAGUCCUGCUCCAGCGUGGUGUGCCCUGGCACCCACACCUGCGUGGUGGACCAGACAGGCAGUGCCCACUGUGUGAUGUGCCGGACAGCCCCCUGCCCUGAGCCCACCAGCCUGGACCACGCUCUCUGUGGCAACAACAACGUCACCUACCCCUCGGCGUGCCACCUGCGGCGAGCCACCUGCCACCGUGGCCGCUCCAUCGGCGUGCGCCACUACGGGAGCUGCUCAGCUGCGGCCAAAUUCUCCGCAGAGACGGACAGCGUGGAGGAGAACUAUGUGUGAAUCGUCCCUCGGCCGAGCCGGAGCUGGGAGACAGGGGCAUUAUGUGUAUAUUGUACAAACCAUAUACUUGAUAUUUAUUAAGAUAAAAAGAUUCUUAUUUAUCCCUGUGUAUGUUAAGCAGUCGCAGGGGGCUCGAUUCCCAUCCUGCCGGCCAGGGAGCAGGGAAGGGGGCUCAUGGCUGGAGCAAGGCUGAGAUGCCCUGGGAUGCUCCGGUGCCCGCCUGGUGCCCGGCAGAGCGGCCCUUCCCUGCUGCCGGUGUGGUGUGGAGGGGUGUCCGUGGGCCCCCCCCACGUGUCCUUGGCCGGCAGCCCUGGGCCUAUUUAUUUUUGGAUUAAUUCUCGGUACUCUGCUGACGUUUCUGGCCAGGACCUCAAGGUCUAGAGGGAAUCUGCGCUUUUGCCUUCCCCGAGGGGCUCGGCCCCAGCUGCCAGUGGCAGGAAAGGCAGUGCACGCUGCAUCAGAUUGGAGAGAGAUAGAUAUAUAUUUUUAUAUACAUAUAUAUAAAAAAAUAUAUGUACGUUAUUGUCUCCUAAAGUUUCAGCAUGUGUGUGUUCAAAUGGAUUUCAGUUUAGGUUCUCCUAGGCCCAUUCAGACCAGGCUCCCACCAUCUUUGGAGGUGACGCCGGUGCCCGGAGGGCUGGUGCAGUGGCAGCCCUGGCUGGGGAGCACAACCGUCCCCCUACCCAGAGCCCAUCGCCCGGGGCAGCUGCCCCCAGCCCCCCUAAUGCCUGCCUGCCAGAACAGCUUUGGGCACAGCCCAGGCUCUGGGGGGAGCUGGCCCUGUCCCCCCCACCCCAGAACCCCUCACCGCGGCUGCGUAGCCCCGCACCCCCUGCUCUGCCCACACCUGUAUUUAUUUUUACUCCUUCUCUCAUUUCUUCCGUUGUCACCUGUGUAAAUACCAGCUCAGCUCUGACACCAAAAAGCUCUUGACUUUAUAUAAAUAUCAUAUAUAUAUAUUAUAUAUAAAAAAUACCUUAUUUUCUAUUUUUGUAUGAUUGGGUUCUGACCCCCGAGGUAGACGCUUUGGGAACAUCCACAUUCCCUAUUCCAUAUUGUUGGGGCAUUUUACGGCUGUGUUAUGAUUUGGAUUACAAUUAAAAACCAGAAUAAACA